Molecule: messenger RNA, 1695 nt
Organism: Rotaria sp. Silwood1
Lineage: Eukaryota; Metazoa; Rotifera; Eurotatoria; Philodinida; Philodinidae
Source: the annotation of a GenBank genome assembly
AUGGCUGAAUUAGAUGUUCUUCUUCAAACUUUACAUAAUGUCCCAACAACCAUUGUUAAUUUAAAUAAAGAUAAAACAAUUGGAAUUCAAACCAAUCAAAAUGAUAUUAUUGAAUUAAAAAAUAAUAUUACUGAAUUAAUAAAUAGUCAAGCAAGUCAAGUAAAUCAAUUUCAAAUUAUGAAUAUAGUGAAAGUAAAGAAAAAGAAAAAUUAUGGAAGAUUGGUUAAAAGAUUAAGACAUAAAUUCAAAUUGGCUAAUAUUAUAUUACAGAAAUCAGAAAAAUCCAAAGUAUUCCAUUUGGGUAAAGUCGAGGAUUAUCGUAAAAAAUCACUAGAAUAUAUGGAAAAAACUCAAGCAUAUAAAUGUCUUGAAAAUGAAGAUCCAUUACCUGAUUUGAUUCAAAGAACAAAUAAGUAUUUGUUAGAUUUACGACUGGCUAAAUGGAUUACUCAAAAACAAUAUGAAUUAUUAAGUAUUAAACCAAACGAAGUGGAAUUGGCACAUUUAUAUUAUUUGCCAAAAGCCCACAAGCCUGAUACCCCUCUACGUCCAAUUAUAAGUGGUCUUAAACAUCCUACAAAUAAAAUAUCAAAAUUUCUUGAUGAUUUAUUACGUCCAUUAUUUGAUAAAAUGGCUCAAGAAACCACAGUUACUUCUGGGUUUGAACUGGUCAAGAAAUUAAAUGAAUGGUCAAUUGUGAAUAUGAAUCAAAAUAAUAUAUUUUGUACUAUUGAUGUUAUUGAUUUAUACACAAUGAUUCCACAAAUAGAAGGGGUGUUGUCAUUGAAGAGAAUGUUAGAUUAUUUGAAACUUAAGAAAGUAGGCAAUUUAAAAAUAGAAACUAUUAUUAGAUUAAGUCGAUUUGUGAUGCAAAAUAACUACUUUUCUUAUGAUGGUCAAUUUUAUCAUCAAAUUCGAGGUGGAGCUAUGGGAUCCCCGUUAACUUUAACAAUGGCUAACUGUUACAUGUUUUUCUUUGAACGAACAAUUGCCAAGCAAAUUAAAAACGGCGGUGGACUUUACUUUCGAUAUAUUGAUGAUUUAUUUAUAGUAAUUAAUUGGCCGGUUAGACAUUUAUUAAAACAAAUCGAUAGAUGGAAUAAAUUAGAUGAAAACAUUCAGUUAAGAGCUAAUAUUGGCUCAUUUACGAACUUUCUUGAUCUAUAUAUGGAAAAUCGAGAUGGUACACUGUUUACUACAGUAUAUCAAAAACCAUCAUAUGAGCCUUAUUACUUGCCAUUUAAUAGUAUCCAUCCGUCACAUAUGAAAAAGAAUAUACCUUUUACGAUGCUCUUACGAGCGUUUAGGUAUUGUUCUACGUUCCAAACAUAUUUAGAUGAACGCGAAAAGUUACGUAUGGCCUUAUUGCUCAAUAAAUAUCCUAAUAAGAUUAUUGAACAACAAUUUAAUAAUGUUUUAUUAAAAUUUAAUAUUAAUCAACCAUUAACUAUUAAUAAUUAUGAUAAAUAUCGUCAAAAGGUGUUUGAUUCACCAUAUAAGGAAUCUACAGAAAUCGAUUAUGAUAAAGUUUUAUUUAUCUAUUUUACUUAUUGCUCAAGUAUGAAAAUGUUUCCCUUAAAAUUUCAUACCUUAUGGAGUAAAUAUUUUGGUGAAUCUCCAAUUAAUGAAAUUAUGCCUAUAUUGGGAACACGUAAUGUUAAAAAUUUACAGAGAAGAUUAAUUCAUAAUGGCUGA